Molecule: messenger RNA, 759 nt
Organism: Harpegnathos saltator (Jerdon's jumping ant)
Lineage: Eukaryota; Metazoa; Arthropoda; Insecta; Hymenoptera; Formicidae
Exons: 1
Coding region: 1-759 (252 amino acids)
Source: RefSeq, a predicted model, not a curated record
AUGGCGGGCUCGCCGCCUGUACACGGGUGUCGUGCUCUCGAUCGCUCUGUAUGGGGCGCCCAUCUGGACGCCUCGACUCUUAGCCACCAGCUGCAACAGAAACCUGAUGCGUCAGGCUACGCGGUCGGUGCUAAUGAGACGAUCCGGGGGUACGGCACUAUCUCGUACAUGGCGGCGACCACCCUGGCCGGCUCCACCCCAGUAGAGCUCCUAGCCGAGGAAAGAUACCUCCUCUAUUGGCGUAUCAAGAAGCUCCGCGAAAUGGAGGGGGGACUAACGGUCAGGAAUUUGAAGGCCCUGAAGACCCAAGCCCGUGCCCGGGUCCUCGACAAGUGGUCGACCGACUUGGCCGAUCCGCGAGGAUUCGGGCGCCAGACGGCCGAAGUUGUCCGUCCUUCCCUACCAGAGAUGGUGGGCAGGCGGGGGCGUGGACUAUCCUUCCACUUGGUGCAGGUGCUAACGGGGCACGGUUGCCUCGGAAGGUAUCUGCACCUAAUACGGAAGGAACCCACCGGAUGCCACCACUGCCCGGAGCCGGUGGACUUGGCGCGGCACACGCUCGCGGAAUGCGAGGCGUGGAGCCAGCAACACCGAGUUCUGGCCCGAGCGGUGGGAUACCGGGUGGAGGAGCUCUCGCUCCCGCGCACGGUCCAGGCCAUGUGCGGGAGAGAAGACAUGGGGGGCGGCGGUCUCCUUCUGCAGGGACAUGUCCCAGAAGGAGGCCGCCCAGUGGGAGCGCUGUCCCAACCCCCGCCAUAG